GUAACCGAGGUGACAAAGCCGUCCUUCUCACGGGGAUAACCGCCAGGUAACCGGUGAUUUACCGAUGGUUUAAUGGGGGCUGGAACGGUAGGGACAACGCGCUGUACCUCCAAGGCCUGAUCGAAUGGAUGCGCCUGGACGUGGGCGCGGACGGCACGCCACGGCAGGGUGGUGCGCUGUACUUCUUGGACAUUGAAAAGGCGUAUGACCGGGUGCACCGGCAGUGGCUGUAUGCGUCCGCGGAGGGACUUGGGUUUGGGCCGCGCAUGCUGCGCUGGAUCCGCCUGCUCACUGCCAACGGCUCUGCCCGCGUGUGUGUGAACGGGAUGCUCUCUGACGCCUUCCCAGUGCUGAACGGCUUGCCGCAGGGCAGCACCGCCUCACCACCCCUGUGGGUCAUCCAGAUGGGGCUGGCAGCUCUUUGAUGCAUCACUGGCAUGCCCAGUAACGAUCCAACACAGCUGGCCACGGAACCCAGGCACUGGGGUGCAUGGGGCACAGUGUGGGGUCCGAGGGCCCGUGUGCGGGUGGUGCGGGGUGUUGCACAGUACAUGUCAAGCGCCAGACCUGCUGUGUUGGCUGUCAAUGGGGCUGGCAGCUCUGUGGUGCAUCACUGGCAUGCCCAGUAACGAUCCAACACAGCUGGCCACGGAACCCAGGCACUGGGGUGCAUGGAACACAGUGUGGGGUCCGAGGGCCCGUGUGUGGGGGGUGCGGGGUGUUGCACAGUACAUGUCAAGCGCCAGGCCUGCUGUGUUGGCUGUCAAUGGGGCUGGCAGCUCUUGGAUGCAUCACUGGCAUGCCCAGUAACGAUCCAACACAGCUGGCCACGGAACCCAGGCACUGGGGUGCAUGGGGCACAGUGUGGGGUCCGAGGGCCCGUGUGUGGGGGGUGCAGGGUGUUGCACAGUACAUGUCAAGCGCCAGGCCUGCUGUGUUGGCUGUCAAUGGGGCUGGCAGCUCUUUGAUGCAUCACUGGCAUGCCCAGUAACGAUCCAACACAGCUGGCCACGGAACCCAGGCACUGGGGUGCAUGGGGCACAGUGUGGGGUCCGAGGGCCCGUGUGCGGGUGGUGCGGGGUGUUGCACAGUACAUGUCAAGCGCCAGACCUGCUGUGUUGGCUGUCAAUGGGGCUGGCAGCUCUUUGAUGCAUCACUGGCAUGCCCAGUAACGAUCCAACACAGCUGGCCACGGAACCCAGGCACUGGGGUGCAUGGGGCACAGUGUGGGGUCCGAGGGCCCGUGUGCGGGUGGUGCGGGGUGUUGCACAGUACAUGUCAAGCGCCAGGCCUGCUGUGUUGGCUGUCAAUGGGGCUGGCAGCUCUUUGAUGCAUCACUGGCAUGCCCAGUAACGAUCCAACACAGCUGGCCACGGAACCCAGGCACUGGGGUGCAUGGCACACAGUGUGGGGUCCGAGGGCCCGUGUGUGGGGGGUGCAGGGUGUUGCACAGUACAUGUCAAGCGCCAGACCUGCUGUGUUGGCUGUCAAUGGGGCUGGAAGCUCUUUGAUGCAUCACUGGCAUGCCCAGUAACGAUCCAACACAGCUGGCCACGGAACCCAGGCACUGGGGUGCAUGGAACACAGUGUGGGGUCCGAGGGCUCGUGUGUGGGGGGUGCGGGGUGUUGCACAGUACAUGUCAAGCGCCAGGCCUGCUGUGUUGGCUGUCAAUGGGGCUGGAAGCUCUUUGAUGCAUCACUGGCAUGCCCAGUAACGAUCCAACACAGCUGGCCACGGAACCCAGGCACUGGGGUGCAUGGGGCACAGUGUGGGGUCCGAGGGCCCGUGUGUGGGGGUUGCGGGGUGUUGCACAGUACAUGUCAAGCGCCAGACCUGCUGUGUUGGCUGUCAAUGGGGCUGGCAGCUCUGUGGUGCAUCACUGGCAUGCCCAGUAACGAUCCAACACAGCUGGCCACGGAACCCAGGCACUGGGGUGCAUGGGGCACAGUGUGGGGUCCGAGGGCCCGUGUGUGGGGGGUGCAGGGUGUUGCACAGUACAUGUCAAGCGCCAGGUCUGCUGUGUUGGCUGUCAAUGGGGCUGGCAGCUCCACUGUAACGACGGGAAACU
Molecule: messenger RNA, 2069 nt
Organism: Chlamydomonas reinhardtii
Lineage: Eukaryota; Viridiplantae; Chlorophyta; Chlorophyceae; Chlamydomonadales; Chlamydomonadaceae
Exons: 1
Coding region: 129-425 (98 amino acids)
Source: RefSeq, a predicted model, not a curated record